This is a messenger RNA of Chrysochloris asiatica (Cape golden mole), 624 nucleotides long. RefSeq names its product TIMP metallopeptidase inhibitor 1 (gene TIMP1). The record is from RefSeq and is a predicted model, not a curated record. Gene Ontology annotation, biological process: negative regulation of membrane protein ectodomain proteolysis; negative regulation of endopeptidase activity. Gene Ontology annotation, cellular component: extracellular matrix. Gene Ontology annotation, molecular function: protease binding; metalloendopeptidase inhibitor activity. Lineage: Eukaryota; Metazoa; Chordata; Mammalia; Afrosoricida; Chrysochloridae. The transcript is spliced from 5 exons. Bases 1 to 624 code for a protein of 207 amino acids.
AUGCCCCAAUUCAUGUCCUGGACUUCUGGCAUCCUGAUGUUGCUGUGGCUGAUCGCCCCCAGCAAAGCCUGCACUUGUGUCCCACACCAUCCCCAGAUGGCCUUCUGCAACUCUGACAUUGUCAUCAGGGCCAAAUUCAUGGGCACUGCAGAAGUCAACCAGACCAGCUUAUACCAGCGUUAUGAGAUCAAGAUGACGAAGAUGUUCAAAGGGUUCAGUGCCUUGCGGGAUGCUUCUGAUAUCCGCUUCGUCUACACCCCUGCCAUGGAAAGCGUCUGUGGAUACUUCCAUAAAUCCCAGAACCGCAGCGAGGAGUUUCUCAUUGCUGGACAACUUCGGAAUGGGUUCCUGCACAUCACCACCUGCAGCUUUAUAGUUCCCUGGAGCAGUCUGAGCUCUGCUCAGCGCCGAGGUUUCACAAAGGCCUACGCUGCGGGCUGUGAGGCAUGCACAGUCUUUCCCUGUUCAUCUGUGCCUUGUAAGCUGGAGAGUGACACCCACUGCCUGUGGACAGACCAGCUCCUCGCAGGCUCUGAGAAGGGCUUCCAGAGCCGCCAACUUGCCUGCCUGCCACAGCAACCAGGGCUGUGCACUUGGCAGUCUCUGAGGCCCUGGGCAGCAUGA